Messenger RNA from Choloepus didactylus (southern two-toed sloth), 3524 nucleotides. RefSeq names its product zinc finger protein 23 (gene ZNF23). Bases 1247 to 3031 code for a protein of 594 amino acids. NCBI's taxonomy places the organism in Eukaryota, Metazoa, Chordata, Mammalia, Pilosa, Megalonychidae. Gene Ontology annotation, biological process: regulation of transcription by RNA polymerase II. The record is from RefSeq and is a predicted model, not a curated record. The transcript has 6 exons. Gene Ontology annotation, molecular function: RNA polymerase II cis-regulatory region sequence-specific DNA binding; DNA-binding transcription factor activity, RNA polymerase II-specific.
AGACGCCCGCUGCGGAGCCUCUGCCCAUCUCUGAGAGGAAGACCAGGUGAUGGCAGCCAUACUCCUCACAGCCUGGCCCCAGGGACUUCACGGACCCCCUGAGGCUCAUCCAUGGACCUCCAUGGACUACAGGGCCUGAGCCAUGGAAUUGGCCUUAGGGCAGCAGGAACCUGUUGUUUCAGCAGUUGGUGACCUUUGCGGAUGUGGCCGUGUACUUCACCCAGACGGAAUGGGAUGGCCUGUCCCCUGCACAGAGGGCCCUGUACAGGGAAGUGAUGCUGGAGAAUUAUGGGAAUGUGGUCUCCCUGGGUAAGGCCUCCUUCCCCCUGGGACCCAAACUCUGCCAUUUGGGGUUUUCUGCUUUCCUUCCCCCUUAUGGGUUGCAGGCAGGGUCUCUGGUGGGAGCCCCAGAGGUUGAGAGUCCAAAUCCCCUAGACUCAGGGAUUGCUGGGAAGGGUGAGCCCUGAGUACUUUUGGGACCAAGAGAGGACUUUGUUGAGACUGGUGUUUACUUUUACUCCACCCUACAGAAGCUGUGUUUUGGACACAGUGUGGAAAAAAGUAACUUCCUGUUCCACAGUGGCACCUUCAGGUUCCCCCUCACCUUACUUCUAUCUCUUGAGUCUUUCCAAGGAUCUCAGUGUACGCUAAGAAUAUCUCAGGCCAGCGUACCCUAAGAAUAUUUCAGGCCAAGAAUAUAUCAUGGCCGAAAAGUAGUCUCCCUUUGAGCAGAAUCUCCCUGGGUGGUCCUGCCUCUAGGUCCACACUCGGGGCCCUUCCCAAGCUCCCCCAUACCUUCCCUUGAUCCUUAGACACAGGGCUCGCUGGGGCUUUCACUGUCUUUCCCCACUGCUGAUACAGCCUGAGUGGAGGCUUAGGAGCUCAUCUGCGGGAUUAUUCUCCUGUCUCUACUACUUCCUUCUUCCGAACCAGGAUUUCCACUUCUCAAGCCUGCUGUGAUCUCACAACUGGAGAGAGGAGGUGAACUGUGGGGCCCGUCUCCACCAGCAGCUGGAACAGGAAGAGGCCCCCAAGGCCUCUGGACUGGCACUCCUAAGAAGGAAGUCAGCUCACAAUUACCAUCCCGUCCUGGAAGCCAGGCUAACACACCUAACCCUGAGCACAAGGCUUACUUGUGGGUUACAGGGAGAGGCAGCAGGCUGCAUCCAGACUGUCCCUUCCACAGAAUGGGAAAAUUAAGGUACCUCUGCAUGAUAGCAUACUAUGAGUAGAUACUGACAUUGAGAUGGACAACAACUUGACCAAGAAAAUGUGUGAAGAGAAAAAUAGUAAAUUAUUUGAACUUCAGAGUAACUUUUCCAAAAACACAGACUUUUCAGAAGCCUUUAUUCUAGAGAAACUUCAAGAAGUCCAUUCAAUUGGAAGUAUGAAGGAAGCAAACAGUGGUAUAAUUGACAGAACAGUGAAAGAAGAGACAAGCCCUGUGGAGGACUGUUUCUUGAGUCGAAGUCCAAACUUGUAUCGAUGUCAUACCAUCUCCACUGGAGAGCACCCCCCUGAGUGUACAGAAUUGGAGAAAACCCUCAGUGUUGACACAAAACUUAUUCAGCAUGAAGUAAUUAAUACUGGGGAAAGACUUUUCAAAUGUGAAGAAUUAGUGGAAACCUUUACAUGUGACUCCCAGCUUAAUCAGCUUCAAGAUAGCUACCUUAGAGAGAAGCCCUAUCAGUGUAAGGAAUGUGGCAAAGCCUUCAGCAUUCAAGCAAAAUUAAUUUGGCAUCAAAGACUUCAUACUGGGGAGAAGCCCUUCAGAUGUGUGGAAUGCGGAAAGAGUUUCAGUUACAGUUCCCAUUAUAUCACACAUCACACAAUCCACAGUGGUGAGAAGCCCUACCAGUGUAAAGUUUGUGGGAAAGCCUUCAGUGUUAAUGGGAGUCUAAGUCGGCAUCAGAGAAUCCAUACUGGAGAGAAGCCCUAUCAGUGCAAGGAGUGUGGAAAUGGCUUCAGCUGUAGUUCUGCAUAUAUCACGCAUCAAAGAGUACACACUGGGGAGAAACCAUAUGAGUGUAAUGACUGUGGGAAAGCUUUCAAUGUUAAUGCAAAAUUAAUUCAGCAUCAGAGAAUCCACACUGGAGAGAAACCCUAUGAAUGUAAUGAGUGUGGGAAAGGCUUCAGAUGCAGUUCCCAGCUUAGGCAGCAUCAGAGUAUCCACACUGGAGAGAAACCCUAUCAGUGUAAGGAGUGUGGAAAAGCCUUCAAUAAUAAUGCAAAACUCAUUCAGCAUCAAAGAAUCCACACUGGGGAGAAGCCCUAUGAUUGUACUGAAUGUGGAAAAGCCUUUAGUGUCAAAGGGAAAUUAAUCCAGCACCAGAGAAUCCACACAGGUGAGAAACCGUAUGAAUGUAAUGAAUGUGGGAAAGCCUUCAGGUGCAACUCCCAGCUUCAGCAGCAUCUGAGAGUCCACACUGGGGAGAAGCCCUACGAGUGUAACGAGUGUGGAAAGGCCUUCAAUGUGAAUGCAAAACUAAUGCAGCAUCAGAGAAUCCACACUGGGGAGAAACCCUUUGUAUGUAAUGAGUGUGGAAAAUGUUUUUCUUCAAAAAGAAACCUGCUAGAUCAUCACAGAAUCCAUACUGGAGAAAAGCCUUAUCAAUGUAAGGAAUGUGGGAAAGCCUUUAGUAUCAAUGCAAAAUUAACUCGGCAUCAGAGAAUACACACUGGGGAGAGACCUUUCAAAUGUACGGAAUGUGAGAAAGCAUUUAGCUGUAGUUCUGACUAUAUUGUGCAUCAGAGAAUCCACACUGGAGAGAAACCCUUUCAAUGUAAGGAGUGUGGAAAAGCCUUCCAUGUUAAUGCCCAUUUAGUUCGGCAUCAAAGAAGCCACACUGGAGAAAAACCCUUCAGAUGUGUGGAGUGUGGCAAAGGCUUCAGUUAUAGUUCUGACUGUAUUAUACAUCAAACUGUCCAUACUUGGAAGAAACCCUAUGUGUGUAAUGUGUGUAGAAAAGCCUUUAGGUUUAGCUUCCAACUUAGUCAGCAUCAGAGUGUCCACAGUGAAGGAAAAUCCUAAUAAUGAGGAAGAUGAAGAAAAUUCUCAAGGUUAAUGCUGAAAUGGAUCAAGUACCAUCAGGUUCACCCUGGUAGAAAACCCUGAGAGGGAAAUGAACAAGGCAGAGUAUUCACAUGGAAACACAUUUUUCCCCCUAUUUUUAUUGACCUUUUAAUCAGGAAUGGAUGAUCAGUUAAAAAGUAACAUCCAAAAAUUUAUGGCUUUUUUUUUUUAAUGCAAACAACCAAUAAGGAAGUAUAAUGAAAGAAAAUAGCCCAUUUCCAACAGCAUCAAGAAAAGUAGAUUUUUCUAGGAAUAAACUUAAUAAAUUUGCAGAACCUGUAAGGGGAAAAUUAUAAAUCUCCACUGAGGGCUGCAAAAGGAAACUUAAGUAAGUGAAGAGAGAGACCUUGUUCUUGGAUAGGAAAACCCACAUUAUUAAGAUAGUAACUCUACUUAAAUUAAUUUAUUUCUGUUUAUUUUUGACAAGCAUGCAUCACUUUUGUAAAAAGGA